This is a messenger RNA of Pieris brassicae (large cabbage white), 521 nucleotides long. RefSeq lists its product as uncharacterized. Bases 169 to 456 code for a protein of 95 amino acids. The record is from RefSeq and is a predicted model, not a curated record. Gene Ontology annotation, cellular component: mitochondrion. Lineage: Eukaryota; Metazoa; Arthropoda; Insecta; Lepidoptera; Pieridae. The transcript has a single exon.
UCGACAAAUACAUAAUAUUAUUUUCUUACAAACAACCGUUUUUGUAAGCGAAGAAGUCAUACGAUUUGACAGACCCUACGAAAUCAUGUUUUGACAUUUAUUGGAUUGUGUAAUCCCAAAUCUUAUUUUGAAAUUCUAGGUGAAUCUUAAAAACCUAUCAAACCAAAAAUGUUUGCCAGGCAUAGUAUGAGAAGAAGUAUAAUUGUAAUUGGAAGAUACUUUAGUGAAGGAACGGGUCAAAGUCAAGGUUCAAUAUCGUCUGCGGCAGUUCCUGGUUUGAGUAAUGCUGUAAUUCACAAUUCAUCUCAGCCUGUUGGCCCAGGAGUAGAUCCAAGUAAAAAUGGCCCAUAUAAGGUUCCAGAAUAUUUUCUCUAUGACAAUAUGAGUUACUUUGAAGCAGAGAAGGAGAUGGCUAAAUAUCGCUUGCCCCAGCCUUCAGCUCUUAAGAAGGAGUAAAUAUAAUAAUUCAAUAGUCUUAUGUCAGAUAAUAUUAUAUAUAAAUAAAUAUUAGCAGUAAAAUA